Ruditapes philippinarum (Manila clam) is the source of this 1259-nucleotide messenger RNA. Its product is annotated as microfibril-associated glycoprotein 4-like. The record is from RefSeq and is a predicted model, not a curated record. The transcript has 3 exons. Lineage: Eukaryota; Metazoa; Mollusca; Bivalvia; Venerida; Veneridae. The coding region runs from base 72 to 917 and encodes 281 amino acids.
GAUAUAUAAAAUGUUAUAUAUGUGCUUACAGGAUAUCUAAUACGACUCUGUGUGAAUUUGCAAGUAAGACAAUGAGAAUGCUGUGGUUAUUUUCUCUUCUAAGCGUCUGUUACGGACAAACUACAUGGACAUGCAUGUCAAGCAAUGACGCGUUCUUGGUAAAUUCUAGCUCAAAAAAUUUGGAGGAGAAAAUUCAUUCUUUAGAAGUUCAAGUAAAACAACUUCAGAGGCUCGUAAGGAAACAAGAUAGACCCUCUUAUACAUCCAUUGAAGGCUUUCCAAGAGAUUGUUUAGAGAUAUAUAAGAAUGGGACAAGAACUGAUGGCAUCUACUCCAUCUCGCCAGAUGGCAGGUGUCCGUUCUUUGUCUAUUGUGAUAUGACAAACGGGGGCUGGACGUUAAUACAGAAACGGGUGGACGAUAAGAUAAACUUUUAUCGGUCUUGGGAUGACUACGUCAGUGGUUUUGGUGACAUUGACGGUUCACAUUGGCUAGGUUUAGAGAACAUUCAUCGUUUGACUCGUGAUGGCAGUCAGAUUUACUUUGAAAUGGAAAACUAUGAAGGAAAGACGGAGUACGCUCACUAUAAAGUGUUCACCGUGCACGAGGCAGCGACGACCUACAAAAUGAACGUCGAUGCUUUUAAUUAUGAGGGCAAUAUCAACGAACUGCUCAGUUACCAUGACAAUAUGAAAUUUUCAACUUACGAUAGGGACAAUGAUGACCUCCCAACGACAAAUUGUUGCACAAAAUAUUUGGAUGGAGGUGGAUGGUGGUAUAAGAACUGUUAUAGAUUGGCGAAUGUAAACGGUGUGUAUGGUAAAAUGGCACAAGGAGGGAUCGGUUACUGGACGACAAGGAAUAUCCCGAUAAAAAAUGUAACUGUAAAGGUAAAAGACAUUCGAGGCAGAUGUUGAAAUGAGGAGAAUUUUGCGAAAUUUUGUUACAUUUUAUACUGUAAUGAAUGCAUCAUAAAUCAUAGUUUUCAAUUGUUAUUGUUGUUAAAUGUAUAAGUAUGUUUCUAUUGAAUUCAAACAAAUAUAUAUGUAAGAUAAUUUCUUUACUGCUGUUUUAUAUAUUAAUAAAUAGUAAAUUUUUCUUCAGGAAAACUAAAACGAAAAAAUCAUAUAUUAUUCUAUUCUAUUAAAAUAUCAUUUAUGUAUGAAUACAAAUUAAUAUGUUAGCGUUUUAUUAUGAUUAUGACAAAUUGUACUAUAUCAAAACUGUAUUAACAUUUUUAUAUAAAGUAGAUUGUUUUA